Molecule: messenger RNA, 1755 nt
Organism: Didymodactylos carnosus
Lineage: Eukaryota; Metazoa; Rotifera; Eurotatoria; Philodinida; Philodinidae
Source: the annotation of a GenBank genome assembly
AUGCCAAAACUUAGGCACCGAAAUUCUCAACUACGCACUGCAUUAAGAACAAGGUGGUCAAAUGAAAAUGUAUCUGAAGCACGUGAGGAAUCAAGCGAUAAUGAUUAUAUGGACACGGCUGAAAUAGAUUUUAGUGAUGGAAUAAUUGCAGAUAUAAGUGAUUUAGUUGAAAUGAUUAAGCGAAACUCGGGUUUGAAAAAUUUAAGUGUAAUAUUGUAUAUGACAUUGAGACAUUUCAAGGUUAAAUGCGAAAAUAUUGAUACAUUUCUAAAAGAUAUUGGAUUAAUGACAUGUAAAACGUCUCAUAAAUGGGCUCAAAUAUUUGUAAAGGGUGGUUAUGAGGAGUAUAUAACAGAAAAUCGUGGUGGAAAACAGGCAGACUCGUUUUUUGAUUCAUUCCCGGAGAUUGAAGUUGAAGCAAAAAUGUUUGUACUUGAACAGUGUUCAAAGAAAUCAGCUGCUUUUAAAACAUCUGAUUUAGUCAAAUUCAUUGAUGAUAAAUAUUACGAAACUAUCGAAAGUGUUAAACAACUUGUUGAACCAGUUCGAUCAGAGAGUAGCUGCAGAUUGGAUCUUAGAAGAUGGGGAGCAAAGUUUGUACCGAAUUCACAACGACCUUACUUCGAAGGACACGAACGAGCUGAUGUAGUCAAAUACAGAGAAGAAUUUAUUUCAUAUUUCUUAUCACGAAAGAAUAAUUAUUAUACUCUGACAGAUGAUGAACAACCGAUGUGGAAUAUUCCAACUAAAAAUCCACCUACAAUAUUGUUAUGUCACGACGAAUCUACAUUUCGUAGCGGAGAAGUUUCUCCGAAAAGAUGGAUUUUUGAUGAAAAAAGACCUUUUUUCAGCAAAGGUCAUGGUCGUUCUCUCAUGAUCAGUGAUUUUAUUGUCUUACAUCCAUCCGGUCCGUUUUUUCAAUUGAAUGAUAAUGAAUAUAAAAAAGCAAUUAAAAAAUACAAAAACUUAUUGGACGAUACUGACGUUAAUUACGCUGAACGAUCAGCAACAGCUAGUGUAAACGUCGGAGUAGAUGGAUAUUUUGAUAAUGACACAAUACUGGCUCAGUUUGAGAGAUUAUUUCAAUUGAUGGAAUUUAAAGAUGAUUAUCGAAACCAUGUUAUUGAAGUUUUGGUAGAUAAUGCCAGAACUCAUACUUCUAAACAAUAUAGUUUAUUUGAUUUUGGGAAAGGCAUUUAUACACGAUGUCCAGUUGAUAAAAUUCAAUUUAUAGAUGAGAACGGUGCAACAAAAAGCAUCGAUUGUUAUUUUGAGUGUGGUCCAAAUAAAAAUAAAAGUAAAGGAUUAGUUGAAAUAUGUAAAGAAUUAGAUAUUAAAUUACAUGAUAAAUGUAAACUGCAUGAAAUACGAGACAUACUUUCAAAGCAUCGUGCAUUUCAAAAUGUAUCUAAAUUGGAACAACUUGCCAACAAAUAUAAAAUUAAAAUAAUUUUUUCACCUAAAUAUCAUUGUGAAUGUAAUCCAAUUGAAGGUUUGUGGUGCAACAUGAAAUUAUUUGUUAGACAACGUAGUGAUCAAACAUUUGAUAAAAUGAUUCGAUUAAUAUCUGAUGCACGAGCACAUUUCGUUGAUAAAAAGAUAGCAUUAAAAUUAUUUAGACGAUUUUGGCGUACGCUUGAAGCUUAUGCACAAGGACAAACAUAUACUGAGGUGCUUCAACUAUAUUUUAGUCAGUUAUGUAGAGGAACAGUCAAAUAUCAUCGAAAAAUCACUAAUGCAAAUCUUGAUGCAUGA